CAGUCAGCUCAGUGAAAUAAGAAAUUUUUUGGAUGUGAUAUGUGUGUUGUGUUUUGGACUAGGUUUAAAUUAGUUUCUUUUCGUUUUGGCUAUCUACAGUAAAGUUAAAUAAAAUAAUUAGGUAAACAUACGUAGCAUUAGAGUUAAAUUAAACUUUACAGCUAAAUAAAAUGGCAGACGACGAGCAAGAUCCCAAAGAAUACCGGUGGGAAACGGGUUACGAAAAGACUUGGGAAGCAAUCAAAGAAGACGAGGAUGGUCUUGUGGAAGGCCUGGUGGCGGAAUUCGCACAGAAAGCGGCGCGAAAAGCCGCGACACCUCGGCGCGGCCCGGUUCGGCUGGGCAUGAUGAGGCAUCUCCUAGUGGCCGUAGAUUGCUCAGAAGCAAUGAAUUCACAGGAUUUAAAGCCAUCAAGAUUUCUAUGCACUUUGAAGUUACUAGAAAAGUUUGUGGAAGAAUACUUUGACCAGAAUCCAUUGAGUCAGCUUGGUAUAGUGGCAAUGAAGAACAAAAGAGCAGAGAGAAUCACCGAUUUGUCCGGAAAUGUUAGAAAACACAUAAAAGCUGUGCAAGGAUUAAUAAACAUCCCGCUGACUGGAGAGCCAUCAUUGCAGAACACAUUAGAGUUUGCGGGUCGUGUCCUCCGGCCACUGCCAGGGCACGCUUCUAGAGAACUGCUAGUUUUGUUUGCCUCACUUACCACAUGUGAUCCCUCAGACAUUACUACUACUAUUCAGGAAUUGAAAACGGAUGGAAUAAGAUGUUCAGUCAUAGGUUUGGCAGCUGAAGUUAGGAUAUGUAAAAAGCUAUGUCAAGAUACUGGUGGAGAAUAUGGGGUGGUGUUGGACGACGUGCACUACCGGUCGCUGCUGCUGGAGUGCACGGCGCCGCCGCCGCGCGCGCGCGCGCUGGACGCGGGCCUCGUCAAGAUGGGCUUCCCGCACUGCGCGCCCCCACCCGCGCACUGCGACCCCGCCAACUCCAUCGAUCCGCCCGUCACCAUCUGCAUGUGUCACCUGGAGGAGGGCGAGGGCGUGGGCGGCGAGGGCCACCUGUGCCCGCAGUGCCGCAGCAAGUACUGCGCGCUGCCGGCGCAGUGCCGCACCUGCGGCCUCACGCUCGCCUCCGCGCCGCAUCUCGCCAGAUCAUAUCAUCACUUGUUUCCUGUAGAACCUUACGAAGAAAUACCUAAUGAAGGGCAAGCUCAAUACUGCUUCGGCUGUCUGAGACCCUUCACAGAUGUCGAUAAACAGAUGUUCCGCUGCCCGCGCUGCCAGGAGCACUACUGCUGGGAGUGCGAGGCGCUGGUGGGCGGCUGUCUGCACGUGUGUCCCGCGUGCGCCGCCCGCCCCGCGUUCUACCAGCGUCUGCCCGACGCUAGCAAAUAGACUCAUGACAAGCCGACAAUGGAGGAGACAAUGAUUGCGCCACCUUACAGCCAGAAGGCCUACCACGGAACAUGUACACUCUUAGUAUAUAUCGUAUAGAUUGGAAAUAAGCCGAGGAAAGAUAUUAAGCCACCAAAGAGCCUGAAGGCCUACCACGAAAUAUACAACCUCUGAGUACAUAUCGUGUAUGCAUUGUGUAAAAAAAUAGAGGACGUGUGGAUUAACACCGACAAGAAAGAUAUUCUUGAAUGCUUGAUGAUGACGAAUACCAUUGAAUUCGCUAUUUAUAAGUGUAAAUUAAUGUAAAUAAAAUAUAGAGUUAUAAUAAAUUGUGUACUUAAAUGAUGCAGAUAAA
Molecule: messenger RNA, 1743 nt
Organism: Plodia interpunctella (Indianmeal moth)
Lineage: Eukaryota; Metazoa; Arthropoda; Insecta; Lepidoptera; Pyralidae
Gene: Ssl1
Product: Suppressor of stem-loop mutation
Exons: 9
Coding region: 171-1388 (405 amino acids)
Biological process (GO): DNA-templated transcription; nucleotide-excision repair; regulation of transcription by RNA polymerase II
Cellular component (GO): transcription factor TFIIH holo complex; transcription factor TFIIH core complex
Molecular function (GO): zinc ion binding
Source: RefSeq, a predicted model, not a curated record